This is a messenger RNA of Girardinichthys multiradiatus, 5563 nucleotides long. It is a transcript of the gene sack1hb, whose product is annotated as family with sequence similarity 83 member Hb. The transcript is spliced from 8 exons. NCBI's taxonomy places the organism in Eukaryota, Metazoa, Chordata, Actinopteri, Cyprinodontiformes, Goodeidae. Bases 347 to 4048 code for a protein of 1233 amino acids. Gene Ontology annotation, molecular function: keratin filament binding. Gene Ontology annotation, cellular component: keratin filament. Gene Ontology annotation, biological process: positive regulation of cell migration; intermediate filament cytoskeleton organization; protein localization to cytoskeleton. The record is from RefSeq and is a predicted model, not a curated record.
GGAAAGCCCUUCCUAUCGGGAGUCGCUCCGCUCUUUCCUCUUUCACACAGAUCAUCUACAGCGAUUCUCCCGCGGCGGCUCCGGAGGAUCACACACCGCCGAGAGGAGCUCUCAGCCCGGGCAGCGAGUACACGGUCACUGUGCAUGUUCCGGGGUAGCGCGGUUUGGGUGGAGCUCCUGACCGAUCUGAGGAAUGUGACACUCGGACGAGAAAGGAGGCCCGAGUCGGUUGUUUGACCGUGGAAGGCGAAAUCCCCAGUCGGUACAAAGACAAGAGAGGGAACGAGUUGUGCUGCGAAGCGUGGAGAGGCUUUUGACUUGACUUUCGACCACACCCAGUCCAACAAUGGCGCACCGGUCACAGAGCUCGUCGGUUGGCGAUAAUCCGCUUGACCCAAACUAUCUUCCCCCACACUACCGCGAGGAGUAUCGUCUAGCUAUUGAUGCUCUGAUAGAAAAUGAUAUUCAGGGCUACUUCGAAUUCCUCCAGAAGUCAGAUCUGGUGGGUUUCCUGUCCCAGACAGAAAUUGAAUACAUCAAGUCCACACUUCAAGGACCCUGCCAGACUACGGGCGCCCCUGAGCUUACAUAUUAUGAGGGAGGGCAAGACGCCGAGGGCUCCUCCGACACCUACUGGCCAAUGCAGUCCGACAUAGCUGCACCGGGGCUGGACCUGGGAUGGCCGCUUCCACAUCACAGCUUCAUUGGACCCACAGAGGUCACAACUCUGGUCAACCCCUCUGACUCAGAAAUGCCUAGCAUUAAGGACCAGGCCAGGAGACUCAUUAAGAAUGCACACCAAGUUAUUGCAAUAGUGAUGGACGUGUUCACAGAUGUUGACAUUUUUGCUGACCUCUUGGAAGCAGCAGGACGGCAUGUUCCUGUUUACAUUUUACUGGAUGAGAAGGACGCUCCUCAUUUUGUCGCUAUGGUUAUGAGCUGCAAAGUCAAUCUGGACUCCAUUCACAUGAUGCGUGUCAGGACCGUUGCAGGAGUAAGAUACUACUCACGGACCGGGAAAUCAUUUAAAGGACAGGUGAAAGAUCGUUUUCUCUUGACUGACUGCAGAGCUGUCCUUAGUGGGAACUACAGUUUUAUGUGGUCAUAUGAGAAGAUCCACCGCUGCAUCGCACAUCUCUUCCUUGGGGAACUGGUCACUACUUUUGAUGAGGAGUUUCGUAUUCUCUAUGCUCAGUCGGAGCCUUUGGUCAUUGAUCCAUCCAGUGGACCACUCAGUAUCCCCGACCCGGGCACCAGCAGCUACAUGAACACACAGUUCGGUUUGAAGAGGACACAGUCUUUGCGUAACCCUAUCGGUUACAGGAGACAACCUGAGAUUACCUCAACCUUCCCAUAUGGGGAGUUAGAUCGUAACUCUUCGCUGCCUUUCCGGAGGAAUGACCCGUUUCGUCACACCAUGGAGCCUAGUGCAGGAAUUCCAAUAGGAAAAUAUUCUCAACAACAGUUUCGUAUCCAGCAGUCGUAUCUGGAGCAGGGAAAGUCCAUUGUAUCCAGGCAGAUGGAGAUGAGCUCAAGUGCCUUCAACAGACACAGCUAUGCUGAAGGAACUCAGGAAAGCUACUCAUCUUCAAGACAAUACAUGAAACACAGAGUAAUGAACAAUCUGGAUGAAACAGAUUUUCGGAGAGAGCAAAUUUCAAGUACCCAUAACUACAAUGAAGGUCCUGGUCCUGGUUCUGGCCACGGACACUAUGACCGACUUCGAGGCCGUCCUGCUCACCUUCAAAUUGACCAAUACUCAGAAUCAAGUUAUCACUCAGAUCUGGAGGCUCCACCUGGAAGCAGAGACUGCUUUUCAUCUGAGGACCUGAGAGGACCUGAUGGGCUCCAUACCCCUCCUGUUGCUGGGAGGUAUGGAGGAGUAUCUGCUAGUCGGAGACCAACCAUAGGUCAAGCGUAUGCUUGUCAGAGCUCACCAACGCAUUUGCACCCACCUGAGAAAGAACAGUUUCAAAAGCAAUCUGAUCAAGAGUAUGAUCAAGAUCCAAGUGUAAAGCAAGGCAUGAGAAGUUGGAGAAUCCACUCAUAUCUGAAUACUUAUGAGGAUGGAGAAGAAGGAUUGCCUCAGCCUAUGGGUCUUGAUGCAUUUGAUGAGCCCCUGGCUGCUGAGCAACCAGGUGUACCUGAAAGUUUAGCUCCACGCUUUGGAGUAAAGGAUCCACCAACUGCUCCCCCCAAGCCCAGACCGGAUAUACCGAGACCCCGCUUUGGAAAACCAAAAUUACCUGAGAGCACCAAUAAAGACUCUGCCCCAAAAGCAAGCAUUGAUGUGUUUCCCUCUUACAGCGAUUUUAGGUCUUCUGUUUUGGAGAGAAGAGACAGAGAGGUAGAGAAGGAAAAGGAAAUGGAGUCAGAGAAGGGCUCAGAUAGGGGGGGUGUAGAAGAUUUGGAUGUUAAGGAAACUUCUGAUCUCUUUUUGACCAGGCACGAAUCAUUCCGCUCACGCAUAAACCCUCUCCUCCAGCGUAGCUCUCGUCUGCGCUCCUCGCUUAUAUUCACAUCUUCCAAAGCAGAGAUACACAGUGGCAGUCUAGGUCUAAAACCAGCGACACAAGAAGAUGAACAGUUGAAUUCGGUACGCACCUCCUCUCUUGUGGCCCAGAUUCUUGAAAGGAGAAAGUCUUGGUCUCGUGAGCCUUUUGAGUGGCAAAAAAAAGCUGAAGAAAGAGACAAUGAAAAAGAAAAGGAGGAGAGAGAGAAAAAUGUGAGGGAGAAAGAAAAUGAGAAGAAAGAACAGCAACAGAAAAAGGAACUAGAAAACAAAUAUCCGAUUAAGGAAAAAGAAGAACCCCAUACUACUAACAAAGAAGAAAAGACAACACUAAGCGUUGAGACAACUGAAGUCAAAUCCUCAGUAAAUGUAAAUGACCUAGCUAGCAGACUACAGUAUUUUAAAGAUCUGGAUAACAAGAGAAAAGCUUCAAAAAUGGAUACAGAGCUAUCUCAAAAAGCCUUGGAGCCCGCUGAGAAAAAGCAAGUCCAUUCUGAGAAGCCUCCUCUUAACACUAUGGCUCCUCCAAAACCCCUGCCUGUAAACGUCAAUUCAACAGAACAAGAGCCCAAGAAGCCAGAUGUCUCAGCAAAACUGGCAGAAGUCUCUCGCAGACCUUCAGUAAGUUCAGUCAAACCUUCAAUAAUAACUCCAAAGCCUUUUUCAAGUUCCCUGAAGCGUUCAGAGAUACUGCAAUCCCACAAAACAGAGAAUGAGACAGAGAGUCAAAAGAAAGAUGAACCUAAGAUUCUAAAACCUCCUCCAUCACCUAAGAUCUCCUGGAAGGAUCAGCUGAAGCCUAGGUCGCUGAAUUCACGUCGCAUCUCCAGUGGCGAAGAUAUUCUGUCAAAAGAUGCAACAGAUGCUGAGAAGAGUGAAAUGAAAAAGAGUCGCUCUCACAGUUCUUCAACACUGCCACAUGCAGAGUCUAAGGAAGGACUGCACAAGGUUAUGGGAUCUAAUACUUCAAUAAACACAAUUGGUGAGGGGAAGAGUGAUGGUAAGACGCUUGAAUUCCUGAAGAAACAGACCCAGAGAUUAAAGGGGCUUCUGGGGCCGAAGGACAAAGAGAAGAAAGCCUCAGGAGAUGACAGGGGCAUGAGCACUGUCAUGGAGGUGGCUGACGAUUUAAGCAAAAAGCAGGGCACCUUAGCAAAAGUCAUAAUGUCCACAGCUACCGAACAACCUGCUACAAACCUCAAAGAAUCCACUGGGAAAUCAGCCUCAUCACGCUACCAGGCGCCGGGAAGCUCCGCUCUGUACAGCAGCAACCUGCGAGACGACACUAAAGUCAUUCUGGAGCAAAUCUCUGCCAACAGCCAGAAAAACCGCCAGGAGCGAGAAGAAACCGGAGGGGCCAAAGACAGCGGUACCACGGACAAACGACAAGAAACACAGAACCCCUUGAAGAAGAAUCGAUUUCUGCGACCAGUGGGCAACACCCAGGAGAGGGAGGGGCUGCUGAAGAGGAUAGAGAGUCUGAGGAAAGAGAAGAAAGUCUACAGCCGCUUUGAGAUGGGGAAUAGCCUGGCAUAACGAAAGAUGGAGGAUCGACCUUUUAUAUGGGAACUAUUUACGCAAGACGAUCAAAAACAGCCAUUGCCAACUUGUGCCAACAACAAGCUAUCACUCCUCAAAGUACUUCUAGUGCAAGACCUGCAGGUUUUCUGGAGCUUCACAAAGAAAUAAUAAAACUUGAAAAGACUAUAUUGAAAAUGCUGAAAUCAACAUGAUGCCACUGGGUUUGGAAUGUGCCUCUUUGCCAAUAAAUGGUACUACUUUGUCUUUAUAUGGUGAAUAAAAGACAAAAGUGACUACUUGCACACUGGCUCUGUUGGCUAACGUUUCACCAAACAGAAAAAAAGGUAGGCUGAUUCACAUUAAAACCAAGCUUGUAUGAACGUGACUGGGGGACUUGGAAAAUGAAAACAAACAGACUGCACCUUACAGCAGACAGAAGCAAAACCGAUACAUGCCAAUUAAAAAAGCACAACAGUAUUCUGCAGUAAACGUACAGUACCAGUUGUGUGUGUUCCUAGGAAUGUUUGUGUGCCUUUGACUAGUUUGUAGCUUAACAUGAGAAAGUGUCCUUGUGGUUUCAUCAUGUGCCAAUGGCUCAUCGAGGCCGUUACUAAAGUUGGAGAAUUAAUGCAUUCCCAAAGAAAUAAAGAUGUGAGUAAUAUUGAGAAUGAAGUUUGGGGAGGACUGUUUUAAUAAAGAGAAUAAGGUGUGCAAAUAAAGCUCAAACUGCAUUAGCAAGAGUGGGUUUUGAUAAAAGUCAAAGCUGUAGUGAAAUUUAUCAUGAUAAGAGAGCAAAGUCUACCUUUCUAAUAAGGUGUGGAGCCACUUUUCAAGGCUAAAGAUGUCAAACAUUCAGGGAGGGGAUCUCCUGGUCAAAGGACUUGAUGUAUGUGUGCUACCCUUUGUUUUAUGUAAAUAAAAAUGCAAAUCAUUUACAGUUUCCCUGAGUCACUGUAAAAAUGGCUGUGACAGCAUGCUGCUUUUUUAUUUUCUGGGUAUUUAACAAGGCAUUACCUCUAAAAGAAAGCAAGAGGAAAAAGCUUUGGAUGUAUUGCAGAGUUGUGGAGGAAAGGCAUGCUACCUUACAUAACUAACAUUACUUCUAAGGCCUACACCCUAAACAGGACGCCUGAUGUUGGCCUGACAACAAUUGAAAAGAAGGCUAAAGUGUUUCCUUGACACCUUAAGAGGGCAUGAAAUUAUUUUGUGUUUUUGUGGAGUACGUGUGUAGAAUGGAUUUACUGCUGAGGGUCGAUUUAAAGUUUACAUGGUUUUUGAUUCACCGUUCUACUGUACAUAUUUAUAUAUAAAGAGCUAUGUUCAUGUUUUGCCUUAUGAAUUCCUGCACUGUAAAAGUGAUUUAAUGGUGUUUUUUAUUAACAUGAGUAUGGAGUCAUUUUCCUUCAAUAUUACCAAUAUUGCUGAGGAUAAAUCCGUUGCACAGGGUUAUUGUGCUCUUUUUAAACAUUUAAUAGUAUUACACUUUUUAAUUUCUGCAAAAAAUGUAUUUCAUUAAAUACUUAAAAAUGA